Molecule: messenger RNA, 661 nt
Organism: Manis javanica (Malayan pangolin)
Lineage: Eukaryota; Metazoa; Chordata; Mammalia; Pholidota; Manidae
Product: C-C motif chemokine 13-like
Biological process (GO): antimicrobial humoral immune response mediated by antimicrobial peptide; positive regulation of cell migration; positive regulation of GTPase activity
Cellular component (GO): extracellular region
Molecular function (GO): chemokine activity; CCR chemokine receptor binding
Source: RefSeq, a predicted model, not a curated record
UCCCGCCUGCAUUUCCUGGAAAACUCCUUGGAAGCCCAGCCUCCAGCUCAGCAAAUUCAGGACCCCUCUCCAUCUGGACUUGACCAUGACCCUGUCCAUCCCUCUGGGAGCUCCCCACCGACUGCUUCCUAUAAAAGGCAGGCAGAGCAGCUGGAGGAGCAGACAGGCUGAGCCAACCUCAGACCCCAUCUUGCCCUGAAGGUCCCACACCCAGCCUCCAACCUGAUGGUCUCUGCAGCGCUUCUGUGCCUGCUGCUCACGACAGCCACCUUCAGCACCCAGAUGCUCGCUCAGCCAGAUGCACUCAGUGCCCUGUCCACUUGCUGUUUUACAUUUAAUAAUAAGAGGAUCCCCUUGCAGAAGCUGAAGGGCUAUCGAAUCACCAGCAGCCAAUGUCCCCAGGAAGCUGUCAUCCUCAGAACGAAACUGGGCAAGGACAUCUGUGUCUCCCCAAAGGAGAUGUGGGUCCAGAAUUACAUGAAACACCUAGAUCAACAAUCUCGUACCCAGAAGACUAGAACUCUUCCAACCACUGAGACGAAGCCGGAGUAUGAGAAAUGACUGUUUAUGCUCCGCCAGCCUUCCUGUCUAUACCCUGGACUAAUUCUGCUGUAAUUUUCAAGUAGGGUGGUUUCUGUUGUGGGAUAUAAAAUGUACUACG